UUUCCUGCUGAGAAGAUGAAUAGUUUUCACCGACACGUUUCUCGCGCUGUGUGAUAGCCGGAGCGCCGUUUCAACUGCGCGCAAACGCACCCGUGACGCACGCUGGCACCGUCGCGCCUGGGAGGGGGACGCGAACAUGGUCACAUGGAGCUCCAAAUAAUCGGAUAUUUCUCGUGCAUCGCUCUCUUUUCGAGCCCCUUGUUCAAGAAGCGUUUUAUUUAUGGGACCAUAAAGUAUGGCUGCCAAAGAAGAUCUUUAUUCCAAAAUCAUUCCACGUCGGUUCCGACAGAACAGAUCCAUCGUUGUCAAACACGGAUCAAAUUUGGAGGUGCUGUUAUCGAUGGGGUUUCCUAAAAACAGAGCGUUCAAGGCCCUGGUUUCUACUGGAGGCAGGAGCGUACAGCUCGCGUGUGACUGGCUCUUCUCCCAUGUGGAUGACCCCUUUCUGGAUGACCCGUUACCCCGAGAAUACGUGCUGUACCUGCGGCCCAGCGGACCUCUUCAGAACCAGCUCUCUCACUUCUGGCAGCAGUCCCGCCUGAUCUGUGGCAAAAACAAAGCUCACAACAUUUUCCCCCACAUCACACUCUGCAAGUUCUUCAUGUGUGCAGACAGUAAGGUGGAGGCUCUGUGUGGGGCUCUGCAGUCUACAGUGAGCCAGUGGAGAGGUCGUUUCCCAAGCCUCUUACCCCUUCAGCUUUACACCUCUGCCAACUUCAUCGGCCUCUUCAUCGAGGAGCAGGUGGCGGAAACGCUGAAGAAAUUCGCAGCUGACUUUGCUGUUGAAGCGAGCAGUAAAGCAGAUGUCCACGUGGAGCCCCAUAAGAAGCAGCUGCACGUGACUCUAGCCUACCAGUUUCCCAGCAGCCACUUGGCUUCCUUGGAGAAACUGGCGAAAGGAAUCGAGGCCAAGCUUGGCUGUGACUGGCUUGCUGUUCUGUUCUCAAGGGACAUCAGAUUUGCAAAUCACGAGACUGUUAAGGUAAUGUACCCCUACGUACCUCAAAAUGACGACGAGCUGGACCUUGUGCCGGGGGACUUUGUCUUCACGUCUCCCCUGGAGCAGCUGAGCACCAGUGAGGGCUGGGUGUUUGGCACAUCUAUGGGCACAGGGCUUUCUGGGAUGCUGCCUGAAAACUAUGUCAGUCGGGCUGAUGAGUGCGACACCUGGGUCUUCCACGCGUCACACUCAUUCUUCAGUGCCUCACCUUCAGAAAAGAGCAACAAAGAAAACAAAACCCUGGAUGGACUGCUUAACUUCCCGUGCCUGGAUAAUUCCAGAUCUGGGGAGUCGACCAUCAUGAGCGUGGUCUGCCAAUCUAUGCAGGUACUCCGAGUGACCAGAGUGUCUCCUGAAAGGACACUGUUUGUGUGUCGUCAUGGAGAGAGGAUGGAUGUGGUGUUUGGGAAACACUGGCUCUCGCAGUGCUCUGAUGCCAAAGGCAGAUAUGUGCGAAGUAACUUGAACAUGCCCCCUUUCCUGCCUGCCUGGGCCGGAGGACACCGGGAUUAUGACAUGGAUGCUCCCAUCACAGUGGUCGGAGCCACGCAGGCCCGGACUGUGGGCGAGGCAUUACUGGAGAGCAACACUACUGUUGACUUCGUUUACUGUUCCCCGAGCCUUCGCUGUGUUCAGACAGCCCACGAGAUGCUCAGAGGUAUGCAGCAGGACGGGAAGCUGAGGAUACGAGUAGAACCGGGCCUGUUUGAAUGGACUAAAUGGCUCUCUGGGAGUUCUCUACCUGCAUGGAUACCCACCACAGACCUUGCUGCAGCUAAUCUCAGUGUCGACACAACAUACAGACCUCGCAUCCCUGUUAGUAAACUAAACGUGUCUGAGUCCUAUGACACCUAUAUGACCCGGAGCUACAAAGUGACCAAAGACAUCCUGGCAGAGUGCAAAAACAAGGGAAACAACGUUCUGAUUGUCGGUCAUGCUUCCUCUCUAGAGGCCUGCACCAGACAGCUCCAGGGACUUCCCCUGCAUAACUCCAAAGAGUUUGUCCAAGUCGUUAGAAAAAUUCCUUAUCUGGGUCUGUGUGCGUGUGAAGAGCAGGACACGGGUGUGUGGCAGCUGGUGGCCCCUCCUGUCUGCCCCCUGACACACGGACCCAAUCACAGCUUCAGCUGGAGAGAUAGCCUACAGCAGGAAUGACCUGUCCUGUCCUGUCCUGUCUGCCUCCUGACACACGGACCCAAUCACAGCUUCAGCUGGAGAGAGAGCCUACAGCAGGAAUGACCUGUCCUGUCCUGUCCUGUCCUGUCCACCCCCUGCUCCUUCCGAAUGAUUGUUCACGUGAUGGACAUUUUCUGGAACGGACAAAACUGUCCCCUCCACGUUUGAGUUUGUGACCUUGAUCACUGGGACAGGACUUGGGUGUUUUAGGCCACAUUUUAUGUUUACAUGUGGAAAGGGGACAGUGACAGAUGGACAUUAUGAGUGAUGUGGUCAGAUUGAUGUGGUCAGGGUAAUCUCAGGGCAUUGAUUAUCACUCUUAACACAUGAAGCACAGGUCUUAUGACACAAUCACCAUAAUUCAUUUUCAGGCUCUCUGGAUGCAAGCAUGAGUUUGCAACAGCACCGUCAAUUGCAGUAUAAUCAGUGAAAGGCAGUGUAUUGUGCAAGAAUUAUUCCUUGAUCUACACUUUCAGGGUAAUCUCUUUAAUAAACAGCUGUCAAGUUGCACA
Electrophorus electricus (electric eel) is the source of this 2688-nucleotide messenger RNA. RefSeq names its product ubiquitin associated and SH3 domain containing Bb (gene ubash3bb). NCBI's taxonomy places the organism in Eukaryota, Metazoa, Chordata, Actinopteri, Gymnotiformes, Gymnotidae. The record is from RefSeq and is a predicted model, not a curated record. Gene Ontology annotation, molecular function: protein binding.